Messenger RNA from Eleginops maclovinus (Patagonian blennie), 5121 nucleotides. It is a transcript of the gene kcnk4a, whose product is annotated as potassium channel, subfamily K, member 4a. The record is from RefSeq and is a predicted model, not a curated record. The coding region runs from base 780 to 2675 and encodes 631 amino acids. The transcript has 8 exons. Lineage: Eukaryota; Metazoa; Chordata; Actinopteri; Perciformes; Eleginopidae. Gene Ontology annotation, biological process: potassium ion transmembrane transport; stabilization of membrane potential. Gene Ontology annotation, cellular component: plasma membrane. Gene Ontology annotation, molecular function: outward rectifier potassium channel activity; potassium ion leak channel activity.
AAUGAAAGAGGCGAUGGAAGAGUCUCUCCAACCUUUAGAGUUUGUUAUAAUUCAUGAUGCGAUUCCUCCUUAAGAGCAAGAAAAAUUGUGUGGAUCAUAACUCUGACUUUGAAGAAACAAGUGUCUAAUUUGACUUCCCAAAAAGACAGGAUGGAAAGACGAGGAUUUAGAGAGCCAAGCCCCCCCACGUCCAGCUCAGGAAACUCCGAGGCCCUCUGCUCUUCCUCUGCAGUGACGCGAUUAAUCACACUCGCAGCACUGUAAUGGACUUCACAUGCCUCGUCCCUUUCUUCUCCUCCUCCUCGUCCUCCUCCUCCUACAGUCUGCUCUCCUCUGUCAGAGUGAUGUAGGGUCACGAGUAUGGGGAAACACCUUCCAAGGAGAAAUGCACACAUGUACUUUCACAACACACACUCGCAGAGAGGUCCUCGCUGAGCGCUGAAUUGUGAGACAACAGUACAUGCUGCAUUGAAAAGAAUUUGGAUAGCAGCAUUUCUCCAAACUAAGGUCUUAAAGGAGAAGAAAUUGGACCCACAGUCCUUCGCUCCUCAACAUUGAAGACCCAGGGGGACCAGAGAGAAAGCAGAGCAGAGACUCAGUGAAAAGAGGAUUCAAAGAUUUCCCCGUCACCUGAUUUCUGCAGCUUUAACAUGGGAUGAGCUCCUAGCGUCAGUGUAAUAAGCUGUGCACCAGUGUAUCCUGACUAACCCGACCAGAUCCCGGCCCCCGAGCUCUGACCCUUUAACCCUGGAGGGGCUGGGGGGGUCGACGGGGAGAAAAUGCGGUGUACCACCCUCUUGGCCCUGCUGACGGGGGUCAUGCUGUACCUGGUGAUGGGAGCCCUUGUUUUUGGCACCUUGGAGUUCCCAGAGGAGAGUUCUGCGUUCCAAAAACUGCUUGAUACCAAGAACGCCUUCCUUGAUAAUAACUCCUGCGUCAAAGAGCUGGACUUCCACGAGCUGGUGAAGGGAGUGGUGUCUGCGGUGGAGGCCGGUCUGGAUGUGAACAACCUGCCUGCCAACUUUACCAGCCGCUGGGACCUGGCCUCUGCCUUCUUCUUCUGUGGUACCAUCAUCACCACCAUAGGUUUUGGGAACCUGUCUCCUCGGACGUGGUACGGCCAGCUGUUUUGCGUGUGCUACGCUCUGGUGGGCAUCCCGAUGUUUGGCAUUCUGCUCGCUGGAGUGGGCGACCACAUGGGCACAGUGCUGCGCAGAGCUGUGGCCAAGGUUGAGACUCUCUUCCUGAAGCGUAAGGUCAGGCCGACCACCGUGCGUGUGAUCUCAGCCGUUCUCUCCAUCCUGAUUGGUUGUCUGAUAUUCCUCGCCGUGCCAACAGUCGUAUUUCAGAAAGUGGAGGAAUGGUCAUUUCUGGAGUCGCUUUACUUUGUGGUCAUAACUCUCACCACCGUUGGCUUUGGAGACUACGUUCCAGGUGGUGGUCGUGACGGCGGCUGGUUCUUCAAGCCUCUGGUCUGGUUAUGGAUCGUGUUUGGUCUUGCAUAUUUUGCCUCCAUCCUCACAAUGAUAGGCAACUGGCUGAGAGUGCUGUCUAAGAGGACCCGCGCUGAGAUGGAGGAGUUGAGGGCCCACGCUACUGAUUGGACCCAGAACAUCCAGAACAUGUCCAUGGACUUCCGCAUCCCAAACCCUCUGGAGUUCAACGACCCUUUCCUCCUGCAGCGCCGGCGAUGGAAACGCAGUGAGCGUCGCCGGAUCCGUAGGGGGGCAGAGGGCGCGCUGGGAUACUUGUCCCGCGGAGGAUCUGAGAACGGACACCUGCCGAACCACUGGGCCGCCCUCUCCAGCUCCUUGAGCCGGCUGGACGCCCAUUCCUCUCUAGAAAGGGCGCUGGUGGCCAAGUCCAGGCAUAGGGUCAGUGCAGCUGGAGUGGGAACAGUCCAGAGAGUGGGGCCUGUUUUGAGGGUUGACCCCGCUAUGGGCCUGCAGGUGGAAGGCAGGUCAUUUCCUCACCUGCUGGCCCGCUCUUUCUCCGUCCCUGUUGCCCGAUCCACCUUAGAACUCGACUCAGCAUGUGUAGCCAUGCAAGGGGGAUCCUUCUCUGGAUCAGAGUCUCCGUUUGACUCCAGGUCAGACGUCUCCUCUGCCUCAUCGUCCUUUUUGGCACUCCACAAGCUGCAGCCCUGCCUCACAGCCAGCACGAUGGAGGAGGGCGUAUCGAGAGCCGCAGACAUGGACAAAGCACAAGAGAAACACAAACUGAUUCCAGCAGAGAGAUAUGUAUCAGUGGUCAGCAAGAGCCCCAAACAUGCACCUGGUCCUGUACUGGGCACACGCUUCACCCCUCUUCAUACUUCUUUUCCCCCUUCUCGCAAUCCUAUCCACCUCCCCUCCCCUCCCCUCCACGCUGCCUCUGCUCCCAGCUGCCAGCUGCUAGAUUUCUUUGGAGAAAACCUGGCAUACAUCGACGAGUCCUCGGACACUCUGAGCGACCGAGCUCAGCCGGGAGGAAGGGAGGAGAAGAGGAGACGCCAUCGAAAGCCCAAGAGGAGGAGUAUGAGGAGGCAGCUGUCACAUCGGUCGAGCCCCACACAGGUCAGGAGGCCCAGCGGUGACAUGCAGCCACCGUCAAAUCCCCCUACACCCCCCCCAGACUCCUCUCUUUCAGACGGGCCUCUGUCAGAGAACCAGGGAGGAUCAGCUCCGACUCUCUGACAGCCUCCAUACACAUGGGGCCAAAAUCAAGACAUGAGAGACGUGAUAAACAUUGGUGAUUUAACUUCACACUUGACACUCUGAUCACUUAAAACAAAUAGUACAUAAACACAUGUUAGUCUCACCAUCGUGAAUGUAGCUGAUGUUCAGGAUAUUUUUGAGCUUAACUAAGUCAACCCACAUGUUUUGCUUUGUUACUCUGUGAUACGACAAAGUUUGAUGGACAUUUGAUGAGAAAACCUUCAUGGGGGCUGUUUCCCUGCUUCGAUUUAAGGAUCUAUUAAUAUAUUAUAAUCCAGACUGAAUGACUGCUUAUUUUACUGAUCUUUGCUUCAGAUUUUCAAGCGAUUUUCAAGAGUGUACAAUUAUGUGCGUGGCUCUGUGUCUUUGAUGAGGGGAUUUUCAUCCUACUGUAGCUAUUUGUUCCAACGUAUGUGAGCUCUAUUCUGCCACAUGCACUCAAUGACCAUGAAAAUGCAUUAAUAGAUCGAGCGAGUCCCACUAAGUUAUGAUAAAGUUUACGGGCAGCGUGGCAAUAAUAGAAAUACAUCACAGUGCGGCUUUUGAGACAGGCUUUUUAAUUAAUUCUUAAGGGGACAUAAAGGUAUGAAUUUCAACAAAUGUCAACCUCUUGGUGGUGCUAGAGGAAGACUCAGGAAAUCCUUGAAAUCAGUAGGACUAAUCAACAUGAAUGCCUGAACAAAAUUGAACAGCAAUUCAUCCAGAAAUAGUUGAGAUAUUUAAGUGUUGGCUAAAGAGAGUGGACCGGUUUGACAUUGCAAGGUUGCUACUUCAUAUUUCUUAAAUUAACUUUGGAUAAAGAAGCCUUUCAGACGAGGGAAUCAUGUUUCCUUUUAGGAACUAACCACACCUAUUGUGUAAACAGUUGGUCACCAGUUUCAGUGGUUUAAAGGCAUUAUGAGUCACAUCAUUAGACAUAAUUAUCCGUCUUUAAGGCACUGCGCUGAAAUGGUUCCCAGCAGACAUAUUCAGCAUUAACUUUCUGAUUUACAGUAAGUUGGCUUUGUGUUGCAAACCACUAGUGGCUAAUGGCUUCAAGAUCAGUACACAGUUUUAAAAGUGAUCAUAAAAAAAUGAUCAACCUUUUACCAAACAUAACUUUAAAAGGGAAAAGAGAGCAGAAAUCUUUUUUUACACAACCAUUUACAUACUUGUUUACGACCUCAUCUACAAACAAAAUUGAUAAUUUUACAAUAUGAGCCAGGAUCGGGGUGGGCUACCACCACUAAAACAUUCCUGGGGGAAAACCCUGCAGUGUGUGGAGAACCUGAACCACAACAACAGUACAUUAUCAUCAUAGCACCGCAGGGCUGUCACUCGCCCUCAGCCAAGUGUCAGUCCUCUGUGUGAUGCUGUCAAACAAGACCAAUGAAAACAUGAUUCAAGAUUUAAAGGGGCUGUUUGCAAAAAAAUCUAAAUGUUUGAGAUAUCCAGGGCAGAAAUUGUGGCCACUUUUCAAAUAAAAUAAAAUGACAUGGCACUUGAGGUGAUCGUAGCAGUUUCAUAUAGGAAUAUUUUUUCCCCCACCAAACUACAUCUGCCAAACAUCACCGAGUAAAAGCGUGCAUCUAGCCAUGUACGAGAAGCUCAUGCUUACCCUUUGGCGGGAUUAGUUUUUAGAUCCGACAAGAAAGAGCCCCCAACCAGAUCAGUAGCUCUUGAAUAACUGGGGCAUAUUUUCUGUGUUUGAGUUUUUAUGCAGCUUUGAGCAUCACAACCCAGUGCCAUCUAGUUCCAUUAUAUUCAUGAGAAGGCAGACAUCUCUUCGACCGAUAUCUCCAACCCUCUGGAUCCAGAUAAACAGAUCGCUUUACAUGUUAGUGGAAACAAAUGUGUAUCGUUUUUGGGGUGAACGGUCACUUUAAAGCUACCCAAUUGUUUUCGGGACAAAAGAUGUGGUUCAUGAUGCUCUUCAAUGUUUUAAUGGUUAAAAAGGGUGACUGUCCACUACUGUAUUAACAUCUUUGUUUGCUCGCCCUACAUCAGAGGGCUUUUAGCCAAGUAAGGUUACUUUUGUUAAGCUUGUUUUUUAACUAUAAUGUCAAGUGUUAUGAAAGAUCCAGGGUGUUGGGUGAAGUAGCAUCCAUUGGUAAGGCUGCAGGGACAUUGCAAUGAAGGACUAGAUCUGAGCUAAAGAAAAACGCAACCAUUCUCAGUUCCAGUUAAUUAAACAUACAUUAAAAUGUAGUUAUAAAUAUGACUUACUUAUAUUUUGAUCUAUAAAUCCUACACACUGUUGGUUCUGCUUGUGACCACUUUUUCUUUAUCUGAUACUGUUAUCUUUACCCCCUCUGCAACAUGAAAAACUGUGCAGGUUUUUAAACUUGUGUACCCUACUGUACUGUUUGUCCUCACUUGAACCUUGUUAGAUGCCUCAUAAUGUCUUAAGGUUACACAUUAAAGUGAUGAUUACCAGACUUCUAAA